CCCCUCCCCUUCUCUCCCCCUCCCCUCUCUCACCCCCGCAGCCGCGGAGAGGCGCGCGAAGAUGCCGGUGCGCGCCGAGUCGCGCCUCGUGCCGCCGCCGCCCAUCAACACGCACCAGCCCGGCGUGAACACCUCGCUGCUCUACAGCGGCUCGAAGUUCAGGGGCUUCCAGAAGAGCAAGGGCAACGCCUACGACGUCGAGGUCGUGCUCAAGCAUGUUGACAUGGAGAACGCAUUUCUUUGUGGAUAUUUAAAAAUUAAAGGUUUAACAGAGGAGUUCCCGGUUCUAACAACGUUCUUUGAUGGUGAGAUAAUCAGCAAGGGUCGGCCCUUUCUCACCAGAAAGUGGGAUGCGGACGAAGAUGUUGACCGCAAGCACUGGAGCAAGUUCCCAGCAUUUUUGCAGUAUGGUAAAACGUUCAACUCGGAUGAUUUUAAUUUUGAAGAACUAACAGAGAGCGACUUCAUCUUCAUGCGAUGGAAGGAGCAUUUUCUGGUGCCGGACCAUAAAAUAAAGGACAUUAACGGAGCUUCGUUCGCUGGCUUUUACUACAUCUGCUUCCAGAAGUCUGCGGCCACUAUUGAGGGCUACUACUAUCAUCGCAGCUCAGAAUGGUUUCAAUCUCUGACGCUCACUCACGUGACCGAGCACAGCCUUCCCAUCUACGAGUUCCGGUGACCAGACGUCAUUGCCGGCGGCGGCGGCAGCAGCAGCGAGAGGUGGUUGGGGCAGGAUGGUGCUGCCCAUGCGGCACUGCCACAUCUCCACGGGAGAUCUCAACCUGGUGAGAGAAGGCCGUAGUAAACAGAAGAGGGCCAGGAGGUGCAGGCAUCUGAGCACGCCAACACAAGACAGGGCGAUGCAUGGGGGCAAGUACGACGUCCUGACGCACGGCCGCACUUGCUAGAGUGGCAGGGCAGAGGGGCCCCCACUUUUGACCAAUGUCGUUCUCUUGGCACUCGUCGCUUCGAACAUUUAACAGUGUUGACCUUCGCUUGGUUCACAGGACAAAUCUACACCAACCACCAAGGAAGGGAGUCUUACGAAUCGGUUUAUUCAUUUGGUGCAGAUCGCUGAAACUAAGACAGUGUUCAAACUGGGGGUUGUUUUUUUGCAAGAUGGAAUCUGACACUACCAUCGGAUAACUCAUUUUAUGGUUGUUGUGGUGCUUUGUGGGCAAAAUAAGCAGGCUUCUGUUCAUCUUUCCCACGAAAAAAACGUAAAACUGGUGCGGCGUUUGGUGGCUUAAACGUAUGCUGUUUCAUAAAUAUAGUCCAGAAGUUACAUAGUGUUGUGGAUUACAAACGUUUUGAAAUCUGGAGAGAUGGACAGAUGUCUUGAUUUAUUUUCUAGUUACCUUUAUUAGGUAUUCAAGUUAUUGCCCACCUGUUGCAACUCCUGGUUUGUUGGUGUUAAUCUUGGAAUGUGAUUUUCAUCUUGGACAUAACAAGCGGGUGAGAGAUGCAUUAUUGGAAAAAUCCCAGGCAAGCCCCCACAGUGGAUUUCAAAACUAAAACUUUACAUAAUGACGAGGUAUUGAGCCAUCUGAAAAACAUCUUUUAUUUUUAUUUUGCGAAGGCAAUGUUUAUGCAUGGGGCUCGUGUGAAUAUGUUCGAGAUGGAAUGGUUGGCGCAUGCUGUUAUAACAACACCACAAAUUAAUUUUGAGGGCGUGUUAUUAGACCCUUCUGGCAAUCCUUUCAGUUCAAAACACAUUGUAUUAUCAAAAGGAAAUAUACAUGAUCAUGUCAAAUGAUAAUUGGCAUCCUGGAUAGAAAGUACACCCAAGUCUGAAUCUCGGCUAUUUUACUCUUCUGAUAUAAAUCUAAUUGCCAAUGACCCAAGAGUGUUUGGGUCAUUGAUCAUUUGUUUUAUAUAUAUAUUUUUUAAAAAUUGGAGUGAAUGUAAUCCCAAUAAAGCAUCCUUUAUUAUAUAGGCUACACCAUGUUCAUUUGUUCGUUGAAAAAAAGUGUUUUUCCCCUCAUUGAAAUGUCAAGGAAAACAUGGUACAGCAAAACCUUGGAUUGCGAGUAACUUGGUCUGCGAGUGUUUUGGAAGACAAGCAAAAUUUUUCAAUAAAUAUUAAUUUGACAAACGAGCGAGAUCUUGCAAUAAUACGAGUAGUAUGUAUACGCUUUGUCUGCCGAGCGUCACGUGAUCACAACUGAUAUACGAAUGCUUUGGAUUACAAACACGUUUCCGGAACGAAUUAUGCUCGCAAUCAACGGUUUCACUGUUACUUGAUUCCCUCAUACUGUAUGCAUCCAAAACAAUGUAACCAGUUGCACACCUGACAGGAGUCACUUAACGCAUUUGCUUGUGGUUGUAGGUAAAUUGGUAAAGGCUAAUAUUGUCAUGUGCCUCUCUGCAGAUUAUAAUACGUGACUUAUAGGCACUUUGAUUUACAUUCGAAUUAACUUCAAGCUGUGGAUUAUUUAUUUAAAGUUUAUGGAGGCAGAAUGAAAUUAUGCAAGUUGAAGUAUUAUUUUGAACAUCGAUUUUAAAAUGCAAAGACAGACACGCCGUUUAUUUUUAGACUGCAUAGAUUUUUCCUGUACACCCACAGAGCCUCCUCGAUCAUCGUGUGGAUUUUCACGUUGUGGCUCCAUACGCUCGACGAUCAUUUCACAGCACUUAUUUGGAACAUCAACAGCGAUUUAUGCAAAAGUAAGGAACAGGUGAAGCGAGUGAGAGGUGUGUUUAUAUAUUUUUUUUUAUUUUACAAGCCGCAUUUAAAUCUGACGACGCGUUAACCGCUUCCAGUGCCUUUAAAACCAGUCACGUGCGCCUGGCACCCAUCCCAUCGUGUGCCAUGAUAAUUUUACAUUCGCUUAUCAUGUUGCCGCUUCGGUAAACUUGAUACACAAAUUAAUGGUUCGUGAAACAACAGCGGGAUGUUUAUUUUUAUCAACCGUUGCCGAGAGGAAACGAAGAUCGUAACUUUAUGGCCAACUAGCCUGUGACAUUUGGAAAUGUUAUGCAUUUGCUUCUUCGGGCUCAGAUGACACUUCUCAUGUAUAUGCAACAUUUUCCUACCACGGCUUCCCGAACCGUUAAGCUAUCAAGACGUAUCCGUGUCCCUCCGUAUGGUUUUGAGCCUGAGCCUUCUUCCAUUUUGCGUACAAUUGUCACGUGAUCAAGUUAGACUUCAAGAACAGUUCCAACUCGUUCGGUCUGAAUGCCCAUUGUGUGUUCUUGACAUUUGUGUACAUCAGUAAUGAAACAAUUGAGUAAAGCGAUGGAUCGUUUAAAAAUAUAUAUUAAGAUCGAUUCAUCGGCAAUUGUGUUGAAAUGGUGAACGCCAGGCAUCUGGCCCUCAAAAUCAUAUGAAACUGCACAGUGCACGCGCACAUCGUGAUGGAAUGAUGACGACUCCAUCAAUCUUCACCUCGCGCAUUUGAGCCACAUAGUAGCGUGACUAUUGUUUAUUAUAUCUGCAACUGAUAUUCUGAUUAGAGAUACGACAAACAUACAUAUGCAAAUUACAUGCACAUUUUGUUGUUGAUUAAUCAAAGCUAUCAUCUAAUUAAUUGAUAUUUUUAACAGUCUAAUGCGCAUUGGAACCUUGGUUGGCAUUUACAGCCAAAAGCAGAUCCAGCCCAGGGUCUUUACUCAACAACGACGUUAAAGCUUUGAACGCCUUGGGUUUUUUCCUGCCUUGAAUCUGUCUCGUCACGUAAGAUAGCUGGAGUUUUGUUUCCUUUGGGAGAUUUCUUUGCUACGCAUCUCCAUCUGGUUCUCUACCUUCCUACUCUUUUGUUCAACUUUACACACACACAUAUAUGUCGUGCCAAAUAUGAUAUUAUUUUAAUCUCAUUACAUGUCCAGGCCAUUGCAGAAUUUUCUCCUAGAAUAAUUGGCACAACCGUCUUAAUGAACGAUUUCCAUCGAGCUGUUUACAUCUUUCCAGAUCUUGUAGCGAUUUCCAGUUUGGGGCGAUAUGGUCUAAAUAGCACUUGGCCAUGCCAUUUUAAUCCUGCCACUGCUUUGAAGCUGUCCUUAAAAUGCCUUGCGGACACGUGGGCUUUUGUGCAGUGACCGAGUGGCGCUUACAUACCACCUGCCCGCAUUUAGCCCCAUUUUGCACAGUGAUUGCUCCACAGAGACCUCUGACCUCAUAGCGUAAUACAAGCCUACAACAGUCCACUGAGCUGUCUCACAUUAAAAGCACGCAUUACACAAUAUGUAUGUACAGUAUUACCGUGUCACAACGAACCAUGCCUAUAACGAAUACCCCCUUUAUAAUGAACGCAGCUGCGGGAACGCAUUCUCUUGCGUUGAUUUAUACCUCCAUACAAAAAUUACGUUAGCAACCCCGCUUAUAACGAUCGUACGUGCUGCCAAAUCUCCGGUCGUUUCCCUUGGUGUACGAUACGGUACUAUACACUACUGUAUACGGUACCAGCGUGUGAUGUUUUUGAUGUUGUAUUUGACAAGGAGACCUGUACAAAUUUACACUGGUGUGGCGAUGCAUCAACUGUCUCCUGUUUCUUCAGAGGCCCAGUUCAAAUUGUCAUUAAACCCUUUACUGUAUGGCGAAGCGCCCCUCUGAUAUAGUCGUGAACUUUGUUCCAGGUCCGCAAGUGGUUUGUUACAAUGGGGUAAUACCUCUCUAUACACACAAGGUAUGAGCAGACGUGUAAGAAAUUAUCCGUAAGAGGUUUUUGGGUUAGAUUGUGUAAAUAAGUGUUUUUUGUUAUUUUCUUUGAACCUAUCCAUGUGACUUUACCGAAAGACCCAAUAAUAUGUGUUGUUAAACCUGCCACCACCCAACACAGCCAAUUAGUAGGGUUUGUAAUGACAUCGUAUGUAACUGUAUAAGACCGAAACAGGAGGAUUUCUCCAUAACUGGUUAUCACCUUGUGAUGUUCGUAAUUACUGGCGACACAUCAUACUCGAAUUUUAGAUGCUGUGGGUUUACUUUCCAACACACCGGUGUGCUGAACUAGUCACGAAUUGCCAUGUUUUGUUCACGUGACAAACCUUACGAAUUGGCUGUGUAGGGUUGUGGCGGGGUUCACGACACAUUUAUGCAAUCCAACCCAAAAACUCUUGUGGAUAAUAUUGGUCCCGAAAGCCUACGAUGUGUUAAACUGUUAGAAAUUGGUCCCGACCUAAUUAAGGUGGAGUGCACUUCGUUUUCUAUCCAUACCCGUGCCUGCCGUGCAGUACAUCUCGAGGUGUUGUGCGAAGCAGGACACGUGUCUAGGAUGGAGGAGGGAAAUGUUACCAAGGCAGGCAUUGUAAUGGCACCGAGAAGAAUCCUGUGAUCAACAGGGCGUGUUACCAGGAGGCCAGCGUUCACUGUAACCAGUUUUGGACAUGGCACAAGGUGAACAAGUGGCAGUGUUGGUGGAGACAUUGGUUUCUUGAUCUAUGCGUAUUAGGGUGCCACUCAAUAUGAAUAUGGCAAAGUGAAGUGUCAGAUUUAUUGGAUCGCACUCCCCCUUGAUUUGUUACUUUGGGUGUAAAAGUUAAGCUAAGAAUGUUCCAAUCUGUUAAUAUUUACAGGUUGGUCAGGAUUUGCCACUCUUUGCAUAUAUGCCCUAUACUAUGACUAUUGCCUUAUGCAUUUUUAACUCUGUUGAGCAACCGGUAAAUCGAGGGAUUGUCUUUAAACUUAAAAGUGCUUCAGUUUAACAGUCAAACGAAUAACGCUAGGGAGGCAUGACUUUGUGCCCAAGUAAGUGUACAAAGUAAAAAUGUUUUUGUGAGCUCAUCAGUAAAUGUGAUUUUCUAUGGUCACGCCUACGAUUAUUUUCAAAAUUCAUCGUCGCGUUUUCAAGCGUUGCUGUAUCGUCGGUGAUCGAGGCAGUAAAUGUGUGGCCUUACGGCAAGGUACCGAUUUCGCCAUAGGAUAACCUUUGUUGAGUUAUUUGCUCGUGGUGCUUACCAGGUGGUAUUCAGCUCCCUCCAAGGAAUAUAAGCAAGGAUGUAUUCGGUUAAUAUGGAGGGAGCAUCAACCCUGCCCAGGAUUUCUACUCCCUAACCUCAUUGGGCCAGCUGCUACACCUCAUGUGCUAUCGGCAGUCGUAUCAGGGGAGGCCAGGACGAGUGAUAUGUGAGCAGUUAUUCAAUUGGCAUCGGUGCUGUGUUGUGUUGAGAGACAACGGUCAAUUUAUACAUCUUCCAGCAGCAAGAAUUUUUCAUUGGAUCAUUUUUUAUUUAAAUAGUUAAAAUGGAUCUUACGGUAGCAGAUUCUUGUAGGUUAGUGUGGGUGUGUUUUUAGGUCGUGAUCGUGUUGGUACCGCGAGUGAAAAGAAGCUGAGUGAUGCAAUUGCCGAGUUACCGACACGGAUGUGGAUGUUAAAAUUUUCGCGAUUGGUGAGGCACCGUGAGAAUGUAACACACCAAUAAAGUGCUGCGAAGUGGCAAUUUAUUUUCAAACCACGUCUAUUGAGCUGGUAGAAGUUGAUUAUUACAUGAUCCAAAUUUUUAUCAAAAUUUACUCGCAAGAUAUUUCACGUGAUUUUGUGUUUGCGUACAGGUCGAGUGUUAAGGUUUAAUUUAAAGAGGCAGCCUCUUUAAAAUGUCCGUGUCCAAUUCCUUUACUUGUAUUGUGUAAUUGUUUAUAUGUGCACGCACACACUACGAUUUUAAACUCUGAAUACAAUACAAAUAAUUCAGGUAACAAUUACGUUAAUUACCUGUACACAGUAAUGUAACAUGAUCAAACACACUGGAGUAUGAUAACGGAGAAGCGAAUGUAUGUGGGGGGUAUUUUUUUUCCCCCCUGCAAUUGUUUGUGAUUUUCUUUGCAUGCAGCUUUACUCUUGUGGAUGUUUUAAGCAGAAUGUGAAUCUGUUGGUCUGUACAAGGCAACUUAAUUGUUUUUUUACUUUGGAUUUCACAAAUAUGUCUUAUGCCUCAUUUCCGCAGCCACUGGGGGUGGGGGACCCAGUUUCUGCUGGCCCGGGAUUGGGCACUAGGCCCCAGAGUUAUUGUGCUCUUUACCCACGAAAAAGCCUCAUCGAGUCUCCUUUGUAGGAAGCGCCUGGCAAGUUUUCACAAUGUUACUGCCGUGUAAUCGCAAAUUAAUAAUUUCCAAGUAAUUUUUUCAGAAUUGGGAUGUUUGGCCAAUGCCAGUUUUAAUUGGACGUUUUAUUUUGUUUGAGCUUGUGGGGAGGAGACUGCAGAACCCUGUGGAAACCCAUACGGAACCAAGAGGAGAGAACAUACAUUCUCAACAAGGCACCCGUGUCCGGAAUCGAACACAGGAUCUGUCAGCUGAAGCAUGAGUCUUGAGGUUUUGAGCCCUGAAGUUCUGUGGUUCUGCCAAUGCUGCUCCCAUCAUGCUAUUGAAAAGGCUGCAAUCUGGAACUUCAUGGGAUGGGCUAACCUAGGGUUGCCGUGAUAUGGCUUUAGUACGAUAUCGCAUCAUGUAAUAGCCACAAUUAUCUUAUGCAUUUUGGUAAAUAAUGGGCCAUUUUAUUUCGUAUUCCCUUAUGAUAAUGCAAUUUUGAUUCAUAUUCACAAUAAUAAUUGGAGUUCUAAAUAAGUAGCCAUUACCCAUGAAAUGAGGGCUUUGCAAAUUUCCAGAAAUUGAUGUCAUUGUGGUUGUCACCAUUUUUCCAACAGCAUUAUACGCAUUAGCGAUUGCAAAAUUGCAAUAAUUAAAGACUUAUGGCUGGCUUAUGUUGAGUGAACUGCAGUUGAAUAACUUGAAUAAUUCAUUUUUAUACGUAUCAAAGUGCAAAAACAAGACAAAUGUGAAAUACAAUUAGGACGUUAAAGGACACUCAUUGCAGUAAUCAUCACAUUGGCAAAUGUAAUUUCGUAAUGUAUUGCGAAAAAACUAUCACAGCAACCCGAGUUCACCCGAGUGGACGAGCUGUGGGCUCUGGCUCGGCGCAAUGCAAUCACCAGGGUUGCCCGGUUCUCACUGUAAAAAUGAGGCUGAAACUGAGGAAGACACUUUCACCAAAUGGAAAGUAUCUUUAAAAAAACAAAAAGUAUGGCCAGGUCUGGGCUGAGUAAAGUACUAGAGCGGAUGAGGUCAUUAGGAGUUAUGCAAUUCUUCGACAUUGACUCUGCGUCGUAACGAUUUACCUCCGAUUAUAGCAGGGUUGGCUGCGUAUAGCGCGAAAGAAGUUCAACGUACUAUGAAUGGGACGAAACAACAAUAAUAAUAAUGGUGUACUUUGUGCGACGGCGUGGGUGGAGAUGUAUUGUGAAUGUAUCCCCAUGAGAAAUGUUCGGGCGAUAUUUCGAGGCGCGUGCAUGCAGCGUCGCACUUCGGCGACUGGUGGUGCCAACCCCUCCCACGACCGGUUCUUGCCCGUGGUGUGUGCCAUACUUCAGUCGCGCCGUGCUUCCAUUUCUCUCUUGACCGGACUAAGGUUUUAACGAAGGGUUUUUUAUGUUUUGUAAUAUGCAUAUUUUAAUUAUGUAUAUCCAGAAAUGAAAAAAAUAAAACCUAUUUUUUGAA
Molecule: messenger RNA, 8428 nt
Organism: Petromyzon marinus (sea lamprey)
Lineage: Eukaryota; Metazoa; Chordata; Hyperoartia; Petromyzontiformes; Petromyzontidae
Product: glucose-induced degradation protein 4 homolog
Biological process (GO): protein targeting to vacuole; proteasome-mediated ubiquitin-dependent protein catabolic process; negative regulation of gluconeogenesis
Cellular component (GO): GID complex
Source: RefSeq, a predicted model, not a curated record